ACCGUCCUCCUGAUGAAUCCUCUGUCGUGAUACUCCCCCGCUGCACAGCGACAUACGGGCAUUGCCAUCUGCUCUGUGUGACCGGCUGCGACAACCUGGCGCAAAACAAAUAUUAUACCGAUCAGUUCUAUCGUCAUUUGUCGUCGCGCCGUUUUGUCUGCAUCGUGGAUUGCUAAGGACCGAGCUUAUCGCGGGUAAUAUCAAAAAACAGACUGCUUGAUUGCAGUCUGUCGCGGCAACAUGGAUUUCAUGACUUCGCCUGCAGGAUCGCACGCACCAGGACCUACGCGCAUUACUCCCAAAGGUCGAUUAUCCCAAACUCCAUGGCAUCGAUUAACGGACUCGAAAUAUGACGUGGUGGUCCCUCGGAUCGGGUCGCGAAAUUUGGACCCAUGGGUGGAAUUGGGUAUGAACCAGUUGCCGGGACCGGAUCUACUAUAUGAAGAUGGCGAAUCGCUUUCCUACCAUGCCUUCUCUCCACCCUCCUAUCAUGAUGCCGUACACGAUAUCCCCCCAGAAUACUCCUCCGCCAUUGCACCAUUAGCCCAGCGGAAAUGCUUCGUCCAUGAGCCUGCUCCCUCGAGACCCUCGAAGCCCAGAUCUGCACUUAUCGUUGACUUCAAAUCGUCCGGAAUUCGCGAACACAAAGGCGGCAAGAAGGUCAAGAAGAGGCCAGUCCAACACUCCACGCCGCAGGAAACACCACCACCAAAUGAACAACCACCCCCGGAUGAUGGGAAAGGUGGUGGCGACGCAGGUGGUACGGGCGAUGGAAACGGAGACGACGGCGCAGGCGGUGGUGGUGGGGGGGGAGGUGACGAUGACGAUGAAUGGGGACUGACCGCGACCGCCAGGAAAAAGAACAAGAAGAAGAAGAAGGAGGAAGAAGAGCGGCAAGCGAAAGAGGAGGAGGAGAGAAAGGCCAAAGAAGAGGAAGAGAAGAAAGCUGCAGAAGAGGCCGCCGCUGAAAAGAAAAAGAAGGGCAGGGUUACUACGCUGGCUGAACCUGAACAACCUCCGGAUUCUUUUCAGGAUGUCAAUCUGAAUGAAAGCCAGCCGCAGCGCGACACUGGCUCGGACGCUCCUGCGACACAAUCAAAAGGCUUCAGUCUCGGUGGUUGGGCUGGUAGUUGGCUUACUGGCAAGAGCUCUAAAGAGGACAGCAACAGUAACCACUGGUCUUCUGGCGCCGAAAACGAUACUCCAAAGAGGACACCAGGGGGAUUUGAUUUCGGCAACCUUGAACAGCCUGUGAACGAAGCUCCGGAAGCAAAACAGACCGAAGAGGACGACUGGGGCGCUUUUGUCACGAACAAGAAGGACAAGAAAAAGAAGAAAGACACCAUCGUGGAAGAGCCCUUGAAAGAACAGGAACCCGAGCCUGAACCCGAGCCUGCGCCUUCAGCUCCUGAACCUGAACCUGAACCUGAACCAGAGCCCGAGCCCGAGCCUGCUCCCGAGGCACCGCCCGCGGAGGAGGAAGAGCCUGAGGAUAGCUCAUGGGGCUGGGGUCUCGGACUUUUGAAGAAGGAUAAAAAGAAGACGAAGAGGGAAUCCAAGAUGGAGGUGCCUCCACCCGCCCCAGAACCUAUCCCCGAAAAACCCACCGAAGAGAACGCCGAGAAGGCCAACGCCUGGGAUCCACCGGUUAAGAAAGAGAAGAAGAAAACGAGUCCCCUUGAUAUCCUACUUGGCGCAACAUCCUCAUCUGCGUUGAAUCGUCCACUGGCACCCAAGGUUGCUGGCCCGGACGACGACUGGUCGAGCGCUUGGACUUCGUCGAGUAAUCAGAAAGUGGGCAUGAGGGGAGUUACGAAGGGUUAUGUUAUCGACGAACAUCCGACCGUCGAAGAGCCUCCACCGGCACCCGAACCACCACCAGCGGUACAAGAGGAAGACGGUGGCUGGUCAGCAUGGAAUCCCCCUAAGGAAAAAAGGAAAAAGAAGAGCAGAUUUGAGUCAGAGCCCGAACCUGAACGAGAAGAACCCGCUCUUGAACUCGAGCCCGAGCCUGAACCUGAACCGCCAGCGCCUACGUUACCGGAUGAUCCUCUUUACGACAAGUGGGACGAUCUUUCAAGCAAGGAUAGGAAAAGGCGUGAGAAGUCACUGAAAAGGAGAGGUCUCCCAAUCCCUGGUAUAGAUUUCGAAUGGCCACCACCUGCGCCCGCACCUCCAAAGGAACCUGCGCCAGAACCUGAACCUGAACCUGAACCAGAGCCCGAGCUUGAGCCCGAGCCCGAGCCAGAACCAGCACCGGAGCCAGAGCCAGAGCCAGCACCUACAUUACCAGACGACCCCCUCUAUGAUAACUGGGAUGGUUUAUCCAGCAAGGAUAAGAAGCGACGUGAAAAGUCACUGAAGAGGAGGGGUCUUCCAGUCCCUGGAAUCGACUUUGAAUGGCCACCACCUUCUCGUCCUUCAGCGGAACCUGAGCCAGAGCCAAAAUCUGAGCCCGAACCCGAACCCGAACCUACCCCAGAGCCAGAGCCAGAGCAUGUGCCUGAGCCAGAACCAGAACCAGCGCCCACGUUGCCAGAUAAUCCUCUCUAUGACAAUUGGGAUAAUCUCUCAAGUUCUGACAAGAGGCGGCGUGAAAAGGUGAUGAAGAGGAAAGGCCUUCCAGUACCAGUGGUAGACUUUGAAUGGCCACCAACAUCACCGCCGCCGCCUCCUCCAGCGGAACCAGAGCCAGAGCCUGAACCUCAACCUGAACCAGCAACUUUACCCACAUUGCCAAACAACCCUCUCUAUGAAAACUGGGACAAUCUUUCAAGCUAUGACAAGAGGAGACGUGAAAAGGUGAUGAAGAGGAUAGGCCUCCCAAUACCAGCAAUAGACUUUGAAUGGCCACCACCGCCUCCCCCAGCAGAGCUUGAGCCCGAGCCCGAGCCCGAGCCCGAGUCAAAACUAGAACCAGCUCCAGGGCCCACAUUGCCAGACAACCCUCUUUAUGACAACUGGGACAAUCUGUCGAGCUAUGACAAGAGAAGGCGUGAAAAGGUGAUGCAAAGGAAAGGUCUCCCAAUACCAGGAGUAGACUUUGAAUGGCCACCUCCCCUAGCGGAACCUGAGCUAGAACCGGAGCCGGAGCCGGAGCCGGAGCCGGAGCUUCCAGCGCCCACUUUGCCAGACAACCCUCUUUAUGAAAAUUGGGACAAUCUGUCAAGUUAUGACAAGAAAAGGCGUGAAAAGGUGAUGCAAAAGAAAGGCCUCCCAAUACCAGGAGUAGACUUUGAGUGGCCGCCUCCUCCUUCAGCAAAACCUGAGCCAGAACCUGAGCGCGUGAGAGGUUGCUGAAAAAGAAGGGCCUUCCUGUUCCUGGAACAGACUUUCAGUGGCCACCAUCACCUCCUCCAGCGGAGCCUGAGCCUGAACCCCCGGCACCAACUUUACCAGACAAUCCUCUCUACAAUGAUUGGGAUAACCUCAUGAGUACAGACAAGAGAAGGCGUGAGAGAUUAAUGAGGAAGAGAGGCCUUCCAGUCCCUGGGGUGGAUUUUGAGUGGCCGCCACCUACUCCAACAGAAUCUGAUCCUAAGCCUGAAGUUCCUGAACCUGAGCCCGAGCCCCAGCCCCAGCACCCAGCACCGACUUUACCAGACAAUCCU
Aspergillus ruber CBS 135680 is the source of this 3611-nucleotide messenger RNA. RefSeq lists its product as uncharacterized. The transcript has 4 exons. NCBI's taxonomy places the organism in Eukaryota, Fungi, Ascomycota, Eurotiomycetes, Eurotiales, Aspergillaceae. Bases 241 to 3300 code for a protein of 1019 amino acids. The record is from RefSeq and is a predicted model, not a curated record.